Messenger RNA from Glycine soja, 2288 nucleotides. Its product is annotated as 4-coumarate--CoA ligase-like 9. The record is from RefSeq and is a predicted model, not a curated record. The transcript has 6 exons. Gene Ontology annotation, molecular function: CoA-ligase activity. NCBI's taxonomy places the organism in Eukaryota, Viridiplantae, Streptophyta, Magnoliopsida, Fabales, Fabaceae. The coding region runs from base 131 to 1924 and encodes 597 amino acids.
UUUAUAUAUUUAAAAAUUAAAUUUAAAUUUUUUAAUUUUUAGAGAACAUCUCCCACUUUCAUAUAAAAUUGAACAUUUUUCUAUUUUUUUUACACGUGCUACUAUAAUCAAUAAUGUUAUAUAACGUACUAUGUGGUCUCAGGUUGGACCAAAAGAAGAGACAACUGUGGUUGAGAAAACUGGGAAGAGUGAAGACAAAGUGAAGAAGAUCAUCACUAUUAUCAUUUCAAUGGCUACCCAAACCCAAACACAGUCACAUCCAAACACCACCACUAUCGACCCAAACAGCGGCUUCUGUUCUCAUUCCAGAACCUUCCAUUCCCUCCGUCCAAACGUUCCUCUCCCUCCGCCCUCCCACCCCCUCUCCCUCACCGACUACGUCUUCUCCCUCCUACCCUCCGCCGCCACAGCCACCGCCUCCUCAUCCAUCACCUCCGCCAUCAUCGACGCCGCCACCGACCGCCACCUGUCCUACUCCCUCCUCCUCCGCCAAGUCAAAUCCCUUACCUCCUCCCUUCAAUCCCUCACACCUCUCUCCAAAGGCCACGUGGCACUCAUCCUCACCCCUUCCUCCCUUCACGUCCCCGUACUCUAUUUUUCCCUCCUCUCCCUCGGCGUCACCAUCGCCCCCGCGAAUCCACUCAGUUCCCAAUCCGAGUUGACUCACCUGGUCAAACUCGCGAAACCUGUCAUCGCGUUUUCCACCUCGAACGCCGCGAAAAACAUUCCCUCCUCCCUCAAAUUCGGCACAAUCCUCCUCGAUUCCCCUCUCUUCCUUUCCAUGCUCAACAACAACGAAUACGUCAACGCCGAUUCACGAACUCGCCGAGUCGAAGUGAGUCAGUCUGACUCGGCGGCGAUUCUGUUCUCCUCGGGAACCACGGGGCGCGUGAAGGGCGUGCUCCUUACGCACCGCAACUUCAUCGCGCUGAUUGGAGGGUUCUAUCACCUUAGAAUGGUGGUGGAUGAUGAUCCGCACCCGGUGUCGUUGUUCACGCUCCCGCUGUUCCACGUGUUCGGGUUCUUUAUGCUGGUUAGGGCCAUCGCCGUCGGAGAGACGCUUGUGUUCAUGCAUAGGUUUGAUUUCGAAGGGAUGCUGAAAGCUGUGGAGAGGUAUAGAAUCACCUACAUGCCGGUGUCGCCGCCGCUCGUGGUGGCGCUGGCGAAGUCGGAACUCGUGAAGAAGUAUGAUAUGAGUUCGCUACGGUAUUUGGGCAGCGGCGGCGCGCCGCUCGGGAAGGAGGUCGCCGAGGACUUUAGAGCCCAAUUCCCCAACGUGGAAAUUGGGCAGGGCUAUGGUUUGACUGAAAGUGGAGGAGGGGCAGCUAGAGUGUUGGGGCCUGAUGAGUCUAAGCGCCAUGGUUCUGUGGGUCGACUAUCAGAAAAUAUGGAGGCCAAGAUAGUGGACCCUGUUACUGGAGAAGCAUUAUCUCCUGGCCAAAAAGGGGAGCUCUGGUUGCGAGGUCCAACAAUCAUGAAAGGUUAUGUAGGAGAUGAGAAGGCCACAGCUGAAACAUUGGAUUCAGAAGGAUGGCUGAAGACUGGUGAUCUUUGUUAUUUUGACUCUGAUGGUUUCCUCUACAUUGUAGAUAGACUGAAGGAAUUGAUCAAAUACAAAGCUUAUCAGGUUCCCCCUGCUGAAUUGGAACAUAUACUUCACACCAAUCCUGAAAUUGCUGAUGCUGCAGUAGUUCCGUAUCCUGAUGAAGAGGCAGGACAGAUUCCAAUUGCCUUUGUAGUAAGAAAGUCUGGAAGCAACAUCACUGCAGAUCAGGUCAUGGAGUUUGUGGCAAAGCAGGUUUCACCAUACAAGAAGAUACGGCGAGUUUCUUUCAUCAAAUCUAUCCCAAAAUCUCCGGCUGGCAAAAUUUUGAGAAGAGAAUUAGUUGAUUAUGCUCUAUCCUGUGGUUCAUCCAAAUUGUGAUCAAGAAAAGAGCAUGGAGAAAAUGUACUUGGCCUCGAAACUAUUGUGACCUGUUCAGAUGCAACAAAUGCACGAUAUCGUGUGAAGCAUCUGGCCUACCAUGUGGUUCAUCGCCCUAGUCCACCACUAAGAAUGUUGGUGGUUUCUACCCAAAAAUCAGCAAUCAUUUUAUUCACGCACACCUUUCAGAAAUUUAAUCAUUUUAAUCAACUACCUCGGUUUCCCUCAUUUUAUUUACCAAAAUAAAUUAUGCACCUUUAGGUUUGUUCACAAAAUAAUGUGUGCAAGAAACAUUUUCAUUCGUUGUAAACUAUUUGUUCAUUUUGUAUAGUUGCAUUUAUAUAUUUUCUUUACUCUUCUUUUC